AUGCAACAUCAGCUAGCUCACACAUCGAUCGACACAUGGCCUAUGACGGUCACCUAUCAGGGUCUCUACGGAUGUUUCCAUCCCUGUCACGGUCUUGAGCCGGGCACCUUCUACCAGUCACGCGACACUGGGAUUGUCUUGCACGUUAUGGUCGGUGCUGAUAGGGGUCACUUCAUCAUCCUACGACCAAUUUCGCCAACAGCAGAGUCGACGCGGUAUACGACUGAGGAUCGAGAUCGCCUCGCUACAGAGGUGGCAACUAUUAUGGUCGGACCGGGAGUUCGCUUCCAAGAUAUUUGGGCGGUUGCCGAUAAGGAUACUGCUGUGAUGGUGAACCAGGAGGAAGGAUACUGCGAUAAGUGGUAUCACGACCGGGUUGUGCUUGCGGGCGACGCUGUGCAUAAAGUUACGUCUGUCACGGGUUUGGGCGUAAACACUGGCAUCGCUUCAGCCGCAGCGCUCGCUAACGAGCUAUACCGCACCCUUCAAUCAGGGUCUAACCCCAGCACAAAGGUUAUUGAGGACGCCUUCGACCGAUAUCAGAAGACUCGGGCCCCCGAGGCUAGCCGACUGCAUGCCUUCGGCACAAAACAAAUCCGUGGCGUCACCUGGGAGACCUGGGUGGACUGGUUCUAUGAUCGCUUCAUCAAUCCUUGGAUCAGUGCGGGCACAGUAGCGGGCAUCAUCGGGAAGCUUAUUCAAAGAGGGCAAAUAUUGGAAUACGUACCCUUCAAGGAUCGGGAGGUCCAGGUGCCUUGGAUUAAUAGCCCUACUGUUUGA
Molecule: messenger RNA, 780 nt
Organism: Phaeoacremonium minimum UCRPA7
Lineage: Eukaryota; Fungi; Ascomycota; Sordariomycetes; Togniniales; Togniniaceae
Product: putative fad binding domain-containing protein
Exons: 1
Coding region: 1-780 (259 amino acids)
Molecular function (GO): FAD binding
Source: RefSeq, a predicted model, not a curated record